AUGGCGAGUAGAGGAAUUCUUCAUAGCGAAUUGAAGGAACCCUUACUCGCAACGUUGCGAAAGAGGCAGAUAUAUGCUGAUAUAUUAAGGAGCUGCUCAAAGAAUAAGCUACUUGAUCUAGGAAUUCAGGUUCAUGGCGCUUUACUGACAAUCGGGUUUAGGUUUGAUAUGAUGCUAAGCCAGGACCUGAUUGACAUGUACGGCAAAUGUGGCCAAGUGGUUCGAGCCCGCCAAGUGUUCGACAGAAUGCCUGAAAGAAACCUAGUUUCUUGGACGUCUCUAAUGUGCGUCUACGUGCAAAAUGGACGUCCAGAGGAGUCAUUAUCCCUUUUCUCCCAGUUGGGUUCUACUGGGUUGAAGCCAAAUGACUUCACUCUAUCCACAAAUCUUAAAGCUUGUGGAAUGCUCAGUGUUCCCCGGAUUGGUAUGCAAAUUCAUGAUGUUUGUCUGAAAACUGGAUACGAUUUGCAGAUUUUGGUUGCUAACACUAUCCUUGACAUGUACUCUAAAUCUGGAAGGAUAGCUGAAGCUACAUGCAUGUUCGAAACAAUGCCAGGCAGAAAUCUGAUCACCUGGAAUGCGAUGAUAUCAGGGUACAAUCUUGCAGGAAAUGGCAGAAAAGCUCUGAUUUUGUUUAGGAAAAUGAAAGAAGAAGGCGAAGUUCAUGAUGAGUUUACACUUACAAGUGUCCUGAAGGCUUGUACUAAGAUUGGUGCGGCCAGAGAAGCAACCCAAAUUCACGCUUCAUUGAUCACCAAUGGAUUCCAGUAUUCUGACAAGGCCAGCGUUGCAGGUUCCUUGAUAGAUUCCUACUCGAAAUGUGGGAAGCUGUUUGUAGCUCGAAGAGUAUUUAAUCAAAUUGACAAGAAACAUGCGAUAUCAUGGAGUGCUUUGAUUCUUGGGUAUGCUCAGGAAGGAAACUUAGCAGAAGUCAUGGACAUUUUUAGGCUGCUGAGGGAAAGUACAAUACAAGUAGAUGAAUAUGCUAUGUCAAGUAUGAUGGCCAUCUUUGCAGAUUUAGCCCUCCUAGAGCAAGGCAGACAGAUUCAUGGCUUUAGCAUUAAAAUACCCUCUGGUUUGCGAAUUUCGGUAUGCAAUUCAGCUCUAGACAUGUACCUCAAAUGCGGGAUGACAGAAGAAGCAGAGAAACUGUUCGAUAAGAUGCCUGCACGAGAUGUCGUUUCCUGGACUGUAAUGAUCACCGGCUAUGGCAAGUAUGGUCUUGGAAAAGAGGCCAUUCAUCUCUUCAACCGAAUGCAAUCACACAACACUAACCCUGAUGAUGUAACCUACUUGGCCAUUCUCUUAGCUUGUAGCCAUUCCGGACUAGUGGAAGAAGGUCAAGAAUACCUAUCAAAGUUGUGCAGUGAUGAGAGUAUCAAACCUAGGGUUGAGCAUUAUGCUUGUGUAGUUGAUCUUCUUGGGCGCUCUGGACGUUUAGUAGAGGCUAAGAAUCUCAUCUCUUCAAUGCCAGUAAAAGCCAACGUGGGUAUAUGGCAAGCCUUGCUUAGUGCUUGCCGGGUUCAUGGAGAUAUUGACAUGGGAAGAGAAGUUGGCCACGUAGUUCUUAAAAUGGAUGGAGAAAACCCAGUGAAUUAUGUCAUGCUGUCAAACAUGUUUGCCAAUGCCGGGUACUGGGAAGAGUGCCAGCAGCUCAGAGAAAUGGUGGCCUCAAAAAAGUUGAAGAAGGACGCUGGACGGAGUUGGGUUGAGAUCGACAAAGAAAUCCACUUCUUCUAUGGUGGGGAUGACAUACACCCUCAAGCACAGCAAAUACAUGGGGUACUGGAGGAAAUGGGAAAAAGAAUGAAACAAGAGUUGGGGUAUGUAAACGAAGCUAAACAUGCAUUAUACGAUGUUGACGAAGAAUCGAAGCAGGACAACCUUAGGGUUCAUAGCGAGAAGUUGGCAAUUGGGUUAGCUUUGGUUCGUGGAGGGUGGGAGAAGAAGACCAGGGUGAUUAGGGUGUUCAAGAACUUGAGAGUUUGUGUUGAUUGCCAUGAGUUCAUCAAAGGGUUAUCGAGGAUUUUGCAAAUGGUGUUCGUGGUAAGAGAUGCUAAUAGGUUUCACAGGUUUGAGAAUGGAUUGUGUUCUUGCAACGACUAUUGGUGA
Molecule: messenger RNA, 2112 nt
Organism: Linum tenue
Lineage: Eukaryota; Viridiplantae; Streptophyta; Magnoliopsida; Malpighiales; Linaceae
Source: the annotation of a GenBank genome assembly